Messenger RNA from Hevea brasiliensis (rubber tree), 1459 nucleotides. Its product is annotated as NAC domain-containing protein 21/22. Bases 284 to 1183 code for a protein of 299 amino acids. The record is from RefSeq and is a predicted model, not a curated record. NCBI's taxonomy places the organism in Eukaryota, Viridiplantae, Streptophyta, Magnoliopsida, Malpighiales, Euphorbiaceae. The transcript is spliced from 3 exons. Gene Ontology annotation, molecular function: DNA binding. Gene Ontology annotation, biological process: regulation of DNA-templated transcription.
UUUUUCUUGAUAACUAAAUACACAAGCAUGGACCCUUUCUAGAAUAUUGUAAGAAAAUUCUAACCAGCCAAUCCCAGUUUCUCAUCCAUCUUAUUAACUACUAUAUAUGUUCAUCAUACCAACCCUUUCUUCUCCAUAUUUUAUUUCAAAUCCCUAGCCUUUCAUUUCCAUUCUCUAACUAUAUAUUUUGGCUUUCGAAGACACUUUAUAUGCUUUCUUGAACCCUUUUCUUGUUUUGCCUUCCAAAACACACAGACAACAACAGCAAAAGAAGAGAAUUUAAAUGGGGCUACGUGACAUUGGAGCAACUCUGCCUCCUGGGUUUAGGUUCUGUCCCAGUGAUGAGGAACUGGUCUGCCAUUAUCUUUACAAAAAGAUCACAAAUGAAGAGGUUUUGAAGGGUACUUUGGUUGAAAUUGACUUGCAUACAUGUGAGCCAUGGCAGCUUCCUGAGGUGGCAAAGCUCAAUGCGAACGAGUGGUACUUCUUCAGCUUCAGAGACCGGAAGUAUGCGACCGGUUUCCGAACCAAUCGUGCUACGACAUCUGGAUACUGGAAGGCUACAGGGAAAGAUCGCACGAUUGUGGACCCAACGACUCGUGAGAUUGUAGGGAUGAGAAAGACCUUAGUGUUCUACAGGAACAGAGCUCCCAAUGGAAUCAAGACUGGUUGGAUCAUGCACGAAUUUCGUCUUGAGACCCCGCAUAUGCCUCCAAAGGAGGAUUGGGUUUUGUGUAGAGUAUUCCACAAAAGCAAGGGAGAAAACAGCAGCAAAUUUGAUCAACAAUUCAUGUUUGAGACCACAGCUAGUCAUAAUAAUAGCAUCAAUAAUGGUCCAUUGAGUAAUUUAGGAGCUUCUCCUCUAACUGAUCAGCACCAGGGUCUGCCUUGUGGGUAUCAUCAUCAGCAAAUCACCUCAUUAUCAUCAUCAUCAACAACCCCAACCCAUCAAAUAAGUUAUGACAAAAGCUCUCUGCUAAACCUUCUUCAGCUUUCCCAGGAAAGGAUCACCAACCCUUUGACAACGACGACUACUACCACUGAUCUCAGCUCCAAAGGGGAUGAUGAUUAUGAAUUCGUCUGGGAGGACAUGAACUUGGAAGAAACUAGCCUGGUAGAUGGAGGAGCUUCAAGCUUGGAGAACAUGAGAUUUGAAAUCGGUAACAGCAUGGUUUUCCUAUGAAAUACUAAUUAAUUAUGUAUUUACUUAAUUAAAAAGAGGAAAAAUAUAGAUAUAUAUAAAUAUCCAUUUGUUGAUUUAUAAUGUAUUUGUGGUGUUUGGAUUUGAGGAACAAUUCAAGGUUUGAUUGGAUCAAAUGUUGUUAAUUAGGAAUUAAUUAAGAUUGUAUUAGUAGUUCUUCUCUAUAUUAUUUAUGGUUAAUUAGGGUUUAUUUAUUUUUUGUAUACAAUAUUUGGUAUCUGUACAAAAUUAUAUUAGUAUAAUAUCAACCAUUAAUCA